UUGCUUCUCUUGGGAGCAAUGUCUUCGGUUGCUUAAUUCUGCAAAACCCGCAACUUGAACAAAGGAAGUACCCUUAAUAUCGACGCAGCCAGAAGCUAUUAACAAAAGGAUUUCGGAAAAUGCCUCCAAAGAAGAAGAAGAACAACACUUCUUCUUCUUCUUCUUCUGCGUCCAAGAAGCAUAACCCUCAACCUUCCAAGUUCGGCAUCCAGCACUUCUUCGAUCGCCACACACAGAACAACGCUCUCCUCGCCUCCCAAAAGCUCCAAACUAACAAUGCUUCCGAUUCCGCCGCUAAACCAGUUUCUGACCCUCUCCCUGCCCGAACCAGAGACCCGAUUUUCAGCACCGUUGUGCAGGUGACUCCCCAACCGUCGCCGCAAAAACCUAGCCUCGACAAGGGUAAUACAAAUUAUAUUAGUAAUAAUGAUAAUAGAAGUAACAAUGGACCGUCCCAGAAUACUCCUACUGAGAAGUCGGUGGUGCCGGUUGAUAAUGUGAUGGAAGAUAUUGUGUCUGAGGUGUCCCCAGAUAUUUCUAAAGCUAUGCCGCUUAAGCGCUUCAAAUUCUCACCUGGAAUGUUUAUAAAGCAGACUCAAGAUUAUGGGGUUGAUGAGGUCACAUGGAAGAUAUCUCCAGUGAACGAAAGACUCCAAGCUGUUUCUAAACAUGUGCCAAAUGUCAUUAAAGCGUUGGCCGACUCUUCAAGACUCAACUUAUUGCCAUUUCGUAGCUGCUCAGAAGAUAAGAUUUUUCGGGAUAAAGAUGACAAGGUUGACGAAUUGCUUACUUCACCAACUCCCAAGGCUUCUGCAAAAGCUCUACCUUCAAUGAGUAAAUUAGGCUUGAAAAGGAUAAAUCCAAAACAAAGUGUGGAUUUUGACACCAAUCCAAUUACUCUGAGCUACUCUGGAGUAUCUAGCAGACAGAGUCCCUUCAGGACUCCACCCUCUUUGUCUCAUUGUCCCGAUAAGGUGCAUCCUAUUAAUGACAUUCAAUGCACUGGACCAUCUGAUCAACUUUAUCUCAGACAGCACAAAAAGACUUUGCUUGAACUGUUAGAUCAAGUUGAAGAUGCCAUUGCUGUUGAUGACGCUACUGUUUGUAACAAGGGAACUGAUUCUUUAAAAUGUUGUGAUGGCAUUGCUGAUGAGCUCCCUGUUAGAGCCAACCAUGCUGAAGAAAGAACAAGAUCACAUAGAUCUAAAGAGGAUAUGGUUGCUGACUCUAGUUAUCUGGUUUUGCAGGUGUCUGAAAAUUCUAGGUCUGCUGAUUCAUCUGCUGCUGAUGCUCGAUCCCCAUACAAGGUGCUUCGCUUACUAAAUGAGCAAACUGGAGAGGAGCGGGUUGUAAACUUGAGGGAUGAGUGGUUUUUCAGUGUAAUUGCACCUGGAGAUACUGUAAACAUAAUCGGUCAAUUUGAUGAAGGAGGAAGUUGUGAUAUAGGCCAUGAAAAUAAUUUCUUGAUUGUGCACCCAGACAUUCUGCUGUCUGGAACAAGGGUUGCUGGCAGUUUUGGUUGCCUUAGGAGAACUGUCUUAGAUGAGAGGCUAAAAUGCAAUGAGUACUCUACUGCAGCAUUGACUGGAACCUUGCUUCACCAAAUUUUUCAGGCUGGGCUCACAGAAGACAAUCCAUCUAUUGACUUCUUGGAAGGUUACACAGAAGUGGUAUUACUUAGGAACAUUGAGAGUCUGUAUGCUUGUGGAGUAAAUGAAAGUGAUGUUUGGAAAACCUUGAUUGAUGCUGUCCCGAGAAUAUUGAGUUGGAUUUUACGGUUCACAAAUAAGGAGGAAAAUGAAGAUCCUAAUGUUUGUUUUGGAUUUCACAAUAGGCCUAACAAAGUUGCCAUAUCUGAGGUAAUUGAUAUUGAAGAGAUGGCAUGGGCUCCUAAAUAUGGUUUGAAAGGGAUGAUUGAUGCUUCAGUCAGAGUGACAGUACAAUCAGUAAAAGAUGAACUGGAGGAGAAGAUUAUGCCAGUAGAGUUCAAAACCGGGAAAUCACCAGCUGGCCAGUCAUCAGCAGAACACAAUGCUCAAGUAAUCUUAUAUACUCUUCUGAUGUCUGAAAGGUAUCAAAACACCAUUGAUUCUGGUCUUCUAUAUUAUCUCCAAUCAGAUCAGACACAGGGUAUUGUGGCUCAAAGAUCUGACUUAGUUGGCCUAAUAAUGCGACGGAACGAGCUAGCAAGUGAUAUUCUUAAGGCAUUAACCUCGCAACAACUUCCAGCAAUGUUAAAGAGUCCUGGCAUUUGCAAAGGUUGUCGCCAUCUUAAUGUUUGUAGCAUUUAUCACAAGUUACAUGGUGGAAGCACAAAAAGCAGUGGAUUGGAAGAUGUAUUUGAUUCUCUUACUGACCACCUUACAUCUUCCCAUUCCAAGUUCCUCUGCCAUUGGGAUCGGCUGAUUGACUUGGAAGCCAAGGAGACUGAGCUUUUAAGGAAAGAGAUGUGGCGAUCACAUAGUUUAAAAGCUCCAAACUGUGGUAGCCUUUCUUCUAUUGUUCUCGAUGCUUCAUAUGGAAUUCCUCAUCAGAAAUCUGUCAAAGAUAAUCGCUUUGUUUAUCGUUUUGUAAGACAAGAUAAUUGUCCCUCUGAAGUUUCUGAUGGUGAUCAUUGUAGUACCUAUUCAACAAAUUUAGAUCUUACACUUGCAAGUGGAGACUAUGUGAUAUUGAGUAAUGACUCUAGUGGGCAAAUUAUUGCAAAAGGGGUGAUCUCUGAUAUUAGCCAGAUUCAUGUAUCUGUUUCCUUUUCAAAACGCUUACGAAUUCCUGGAAGAUGUUCCACUACACAUGAUCUCCUUCAACAGGUUUGGAGAAUUGACAAGGAUGAAUUUGUGACUUCAUUUGCAUCUAUGAGGUUUAAUCUUGCACAACUUUUUCUACAAAAUGUUCGGAGUACUCAUCUGCGGAGGAUGAUUGUUGAUCUUGAGGCUCCUAGGUUUGACUGUGAAUCUAUAGUCAGUCAGGAUCCAGCAAUAUCAUAUGUUCGGUCGAAGAAAUCUUUGAAUGAUGAUCAAUGUAAAGCAAUUCUCAAGAUACUUGCAGCAAAAGAUUAUGCGCUUAUAUUAGGAAUGCCUGGAACAGGAAAGACUUCUACGUUGGUUCAUGCUGUGAAAGCCUUGCUGGAAAGGGGCUCUUCCAUUUUGCUGACAGCCUAUACAAACUCUGCAGUUGAUAAUUUACUCAUGAAAUUAAAAGCACAGGACAUUGAUUUUGUUCGGAUUGGAAGACCAGAAGCAGUGCAUGAGGUGGUCAGAGGACACUGCCUUUCAGCAACAAGUAUACAAAAUGUUGAAGAUAUCAAAAUAAGGUUGGGUCAAGUCAGAGUUGUUGCAGUUACUUGUCUUGGCAUUUCCAGUCCCUUGCUUGCCAACAUGAGAUUUGAUGUAUGCAUUAUGGAUGAAGCUGGACAGACAACCUUACCUGUGUCCUUGGGCCCCCUAGCAUUUGCUUCAGUGUUUGUACUUGUUGGGGAUCAUUAUCAAUUGCCUCCACUUGUCCAGAGCAUAGAGGCCCGAGAGAAUGGCAUGGGGAUAAGUUUGUUCUGUAGGCUCUCCGAAACACAUCCAGAGGCAAUUGCGGAAUUACGGAGCCAGUACCGGAUGCGUCAAGGCAUUAUGGACUUGUCAAAUGCCUUGAUAUAUGGUGACAGGUUGAGGUGUGGUUCAUCUGAAAUAGCUAAUGCAACACUUGAGUUUUCUAAUCUAAACUGUGGCUUGACUUGGCUAGAAGAUGUUUUAAAUCCAAGCAGGCCAGUGAUUUUUAUUGAUACUGACAUGUUACCUGCUUUGGAGGUAAGAGAUCAGAAGACUGUCAAUAAUCCAGUUGAAGCUCACAUAAUUGCCGAGGUAUGCCAUUUUCCCUAUGAUACAGUUGCAACGGAAUUGGUUAGAAAUGGAAUUGUAGGAGAGCAGAUUGGUGUUAUUACCCCCUAUAAUUCACAGGCAAACCUCAUCCGGAAAGCAGCUUCCGAGAUUUCCAUGGAGAUACAUACCAUUGACAAAUAUCAGGGUAGAGAUAAGGAUUGCAUAUUAGUCUCUUUCGUAAGAUCUAGUGAAAACCCAACGAACCUUGCUGCUUCUCUUCUCGGAGACUGGCACAGGAUAAAUGUGGCACUCACUCGCGCUAGGAAAAAGUUGAUCAUGGUGGGGUCUCGUAGAACUCUUUCAAAGGUUCUGCUACUGAAACUUCUCAUUAAGAACGUUGAGGAACAAUGUGGAAUUAUAAGUGUUUCGAAGAAGGAUAUCGUUCCAAAAGGUCAGCUCCGAAAAUGUUCUCAAAUGGGUUGAACUAAGAACAUUUCCCUCGCAUUGGAGGGAAGUUUUGUGAGAAUCAAAUGUAAAUAUGCAUUCAUUUUGUUUUGUUUGAACAGAAAAAAAAUUGGCUUAUGCAAUUUUUGUUCGGGAUAGUGGUUCUAUAAAGUCUUCCUUAUUGUAAUAUCUCCAAGGUUUAAUAUGUAAAGACCACAAUUUCCUCAUUAAUUGCGGUUAU
Messenger RNA from Arachis stenosperma, 4494 nucleotides. RefSeq names its product DNA replication ATP-dependent helicase/nuclease JHS1. The record is from RefSeq and is a predicted model, not a curated record. Bases 120 to 4292 code for a protein of 1390 amino acids. Gene Ontology annotation, cellular component: cytoplasm. The transcript has 34 exons. Gene Ontology annotation, molecular function: single-stranded DNA helicase activity; 5'-flap endonuclease activity. Lineage: Eukaryota; Viridiplantae; Streptophyta; Magnoliopsida; Fabales; Fabaceae. Gene Ontology annotation, biological process: replication fork reversal.